Physcomitrium patens is the source of this 4215-nucleotide messenger RNA. NCBI's taxonomy places the organism in Eukaryota, Viridiplantae, Streptophyta, Bryopsida, Funariales, Funariaceae. The record is from RefSeq and is a predicted model, not a curated record.
UCAUGAAGGCCAGGAAGUGGGCAGUCAUUACAGUGAUUGGAAAAUGUAAAUCCUCGGUGGACUUCAGGUUUUUCUAUCAGCCACACAGUGCCCCUCCAAACUUUGCCAUACAACAGCACAGUUUCCAGUGCUUCGGGAAAUGGAGUAUGUUGCUCCAUAUCAGAAGCCUUAAAAGACUAGUUACUAAUGGGAGGUGGUCUUCAAUAAGUUCGCUAUGAAAGUGAAGAAAAGUGCCAGUUUUGCCGCGCCGACUGCGGUGUGCACAUUGGACAGCGGACUGGUUCCGCACGAGCCUGGGUGGUAAGGAAUGAAGAGGGAGUUGGUGGCAAAUUAUUCGGGCUUUUGCUUCCUCGCAACCCAUGCGACUCGGUUGCGCUUUGCGACUCGGUGAGGACGGAUUUUCUCACUAGAGUAGUUGGACGACCUUGCAGUAGUUUUUCUGGUGCCGAAAAGAAGGGUGUAGACUUGGAGAUGGGCGAUUAAGGUCGGUGCCGCGGUGCAAGAUUGUUCUGGAUUCCUUACGGUUUUUGGCGUAGUUUGCCGUGAUUGGGAGCUCUUACGGAGUAUGUGUAGAAAUAAAUGUUUGAAGUGUAGGGAGAUCACGAGGCUCUACAGAUUCUUAAGGCUUGGAUGUGUAGAGUUUGGGGAGGAGGACAAGCGACAGAGUCUUGUUGAGAAAUAACAGCUCGGCUACUGUUAUGUAAAGUUGGCGGUAUGGCUGUUAGUGAGAAUUAGCUCUGAAUCUGUUGACAAGAUACCCUUGCACUGAGUUGGCAAAUCAACUCAUUCCAAGUGUUCAUGGACAUGUCUGUAGAAUCCGUCGAGGCGUGCGACUGGCAAUGCAGGGUUUCUGACUUUACAACCAGAGAUGCCAACAGAAGUCAUGUUGAAGCCUGCAACCAGGUUGUCAUAUAUGCGUCCAUGGAACGAGUUAUUCAAUGCUGGUGUUUGGAUCAGUGUGCUUGCAAAUGAGAUGCAGUGAUGGAAUGGCGUGCGAUUCUAGAAAUAAGCCGGAUGGAUCCUCCCCUCCCCACAUGGAUGACAGUGGAUUUCCGAACUUUGACUCAUUAAACCAUCACCACGUUAUUUACUCUGGAGAUUGAGCCUACUCUCCAGUUCUUCUCACUGCAGGUUUAAGAUGGCGAAGUCAGAAUUGGAUCUCUUAACCUCAUUCUGGAUCAAUGUGGUGUUAACAGUAUCAUUCUUGAUAUCUUAUGUACUGUUAAAAAAUUUGCCUUUGAAUUUUCGGGUCUACUACCCACGACGGUACUUGAAGGGCCUGGUUGAGCGCGUAGAUGACUUGGUGAAUUCAGAAGAUAAGAGACAUCGUGGGGUUGGUUGGAGGUGGUGUUCGAACCUUUUUGAUUGGAUAUUGUCUACCUGGCGCACGACAGAAAUGGAGUUCAUUGAGCAGUAUGGUCUUGACUCUGCUGUCCUCCUUCGGACCUAUUUGUUUGGGCUGAAGCUGUUUGUUCCGCUAAUGAUCUGGGGAUCGGUAGUGCUCAUUCCUGUGAAUACGACAGAUACUGAGCUGCAAAAUUUUCAAUCAGUUGAGUCUAACGUGACGUAUAGCAGAGUUGAUACCCUGUCUAUUGCAAACGUACACGAUCUUUCAGAAAGAUUAUGGGCACAUCUAUUGGCGUCGUAUUUGUUCACUAUAUGGACGAUUAUCUUGCUUUACAUUGAAUAUUCUAGAAUAUCUAAGCGCCGGUUACAGUAUAUUGUAUCUCGAAAGCAACGGCCUGAGCAUUUUACGGUUUUGGUGAGGCAUGUGCCUAAAGACACAAGUAUGUCUGUUGGAGAAAAAAUUCGGGAGUUUUUCCAAGAAAACCACCCUGAGCACUAUCAUACUCACCAGGUUGUGUUCAACGCGAGGAAACUGCAUAAGCUCAUUAAGAAAGUAGAGAAAUAUGAAGGUGAAUUAGAACUCAUCGUCAAAGCCUACGAAGCUCGCAAAGAUGCUGAUCCUGAGGCUUCCCGACCUACACUUAAGAAGCACUGGUACCAUAUAUGUAUGCCGAAAUCGGAUGCCAUUGAUUUUUACAAAGAUAAAAUCGCUCAACUUAAAAAAGAGGUUAGGUCUGAGCGAAAGAAUGUAUUAUCGCAUUCAGAUUAUGUUGUUAAAGCUGGUUUUGUCACCUUCAACUCAUGCUGGGGUGCUGCUGUCUGCGCUCAGUCAUUACAAAGCGGAGAAUGUACAAAAUGGAUGACUGAAUGGGCUUGUGAACCUCGGGAUGUGUAUUGGAGAAGUCUGCCCCUUAACUACAUGCAAUUGAACGCUUACCGACUCAUUGUGAACCUACUCGUAGUUGCUUUAAUAAUCUUCUUCUUUAUUCCAGUUGCAUUCGUGCAAUCAUUGGCCAAUCUAGACACUCUUAUCAAGUAUUUUCCAUUUCUCAAGCCCAUUAUACGCUGGAGUAUCGUUAGGUCCUUCUUUCAAGGGUAUCUUCCAGGGCUUCUCUUGAGAAUAAUUGUUGUGUUGAUCCUACCUCCACUGUUGAGAGUACUUACAAAGUUUGAAGGCCAUGUCUCUUAUUCAAAAAUUGAUAAGUAUGCGGCUCUGAAGUACUACAUAUUCAUGGUGGUCAACGUGUUUUUUGGUAACGUCUUUAUUGGAUCUCUAUUUGAGCAGCUAAGGCAGUACAUUGCAGCACCUACAACAAUCCCAAAAACUUUUGGAUUCUCCGUCCCCAUGAAGGCAACCUUUUUCAUGUCGUAUAUCAUGGUGGAUGGUUGGUCAGCCAAUGCUGCUGAAAUACUUCGUCUUUGGCCGCUCUUCUGGUACCAUGUUUCCGAUUUCUUCUUCGUGCGAACCGAGAAAGAUCGAGUGAAAAUUCUACCAGCUUCACCACCAGAUUAUACAGUUAUUCUGACUCGCUUGAGUCUAUACUUUCUACUUGGUCUGGUCUACGCAGUCAUUUCGCCACUCAUACUGCCGUUCCUAGUCAUGUUUUUUGCCUUUGGUUACCUCGUAUAUCGAAAUCAGAUUAUCAAUGUUUAUGAGCCUAGAUAUGAAUGUGCAGCGUCAUUCUGGCCGUUUAUCCAUCGCAAUAUCAUUAUUGCUCUCAUCAUCAAGCACCUCACGAUAAUUGGUUUAUUCUCCUUAAAGCAAGCAGUCGCUUCAACACCCUUUUUGCUUCCGCUCCCUGUACUCACCAUUGUCUUCCAUCUGCAUUGUCGUCAGAAGUUCCUGCCAGCCUUCAAAAAUUUCCCUUUGCAGGAAGCUAUAAGGAAAGAUAAUUUGGAAUUCAACGCGGACACUGUGAACAUGCUUGAGAAAUCAUACCUCCACCCUGCAAUCCAGUUGUCUUCUACGGAAAGUGAUGACGAUGAUCCAGGCACAGUUAGAAAUGGCACUCCUCCACGUGGUGGCAAAGAUCAUCGCCGAUCUGAGGCACCUAGCAACAAUUACGGUGACAGUGUGACCUCAGGAAAAUCAUUUUGGAUGAACUCCCGAGCAACCUCAAUACACUCCAAUGAAGUGGGGAAUGGCUCGAUUUAUGGUUCUAACGGAAUACCUAAUCAUGUGCAAGUUGGUGAUCCUCCAGCUCUGUUUCCAGUUGAUGCUUCCUUAUGUCCACCAGUCCAGCCAAGAGGAAGGGCCCAUCAUCUAGGUUCUAGAUCUUGGCCAUCUUCUAGAAGGUUUGAGCCGUCCCAUGCAUCUUUCAGAAAUCUUCCGUGAGGCCUGCAUGAGCUUGGUUCCUGCAAAAGCCGCACAUAGAUUUUUUUUUAAAAAAAGAUCUGUCUUCUGUGAAAGUGGAUGUGAACAAGCGGUUUGUUUCCCCGGAAAUGUGAGCAGUUUAACACGCUGAUCUGCAUGUAUUCACCCCUUUCUUUAGUGGAUUACAAGAGCAGGGUCAAGAUUAAGACUCGUUCGUCUGUGUUUAUUGCUUGAAAUGGCUUAGAACGAUGACAGACACUCCCUCAUGCGAGACUUUGAUACAAAGACAGCACAAUUGGAGCACAAUCGUGCAGCAUAUGGUUAAACAUUUGAAGCUCAGAUUUUGUCGCAUAGAUGAAAGGGAUAACAGGAUUAACUGUAGUUAUUCCUUCUAGUAAACAGAUUCAUUGGAGCAUGAAAUGGCAUACAAACUGAUGUCAUAGACAAGGGCUGGACAAUCUAGCAACAACUAGGUCUCCAUUGAUGACGGUGCUUACAGUACAAUGUAUUGUGCUUAAGGUGGAAUUCCACCACUGCUCACAUUUCACGCAGAA